AUGGUGGCAGGUGGAAGUGACCCGCGGGCUGGCGACAUAGAAGAGGACGCCUCCCAGCUCCUCUUUCCCAAAGAGUUUGAGACGGCUGAGACACUCCUAAACUCUGAAGUUCACAUGCUUCUGGAGCAUCGAAAGCAACAGAAUGAAAGUGCAGAGGAUGAGCAGGAACUUUCCGAGGUCUUCAUGAAGACCCUAAACUAUACAGCCCAUUUCAGUCGAUUCAAAAACAGAGAGACGAUUGCCAGCGUUCGUAGCUUGCUUCACCAGAAAAAGCUAUGUAAGUUUGAGUUGGCCUGUUUAGCCAAUCUUUGCCCUGAGACUGCUGAAGAAUCCAAAGCUCUCAUUCCAAGCCCGGAAGGGUGUUUUGAAGAUGAGGAACGGCAGCAGAUUCUCGAUGACAUCCAGACCAAGCGCAGCUUCCAGUACUAAUCGCCAGACAUUCUCUGCUUUUGAGACGGCUCCGGAACAGCACCAGGUUCCCAAGCCUGUGUCAGCCUCACGGGACA
This is a messenger RNA of Psammomys obesus (fat sand rat), 506 nucleotides long. RefSeq names its product DNA-directed RNA polymerase II subunit RPB4-like. Gene Ontology annotation, biological process: mRNA export from nucleus in response to heat stress; transcription initiation at RNA polymerase II promoter; nuclear-transcribed mRNA catabolic process, deadenylation-dependent decay. Gene Ontology annotation, cellular component: P-body; RNA polymerase II, core complex. Lineage: Eukaryota; Metazoa; Chordata; Mammalia; Rodentia; Muridae. The record is from RefSeq and is a predicted model, not a curated record. Gene Ontology annotation, molecular function: translation initiation factor binding; nucleotide binding. Bases 1 to 429 code for a protein of 142 amino acids. The transcript has a single exon.